CAUUCGUAGCCCUGAAGAAGUGGUGCGUUUCUUACAUGGCGGAGGACGUGGUGUCAGUGUGUCGUUAGACAGUACCAAACGCGCACUAGCGCGCCGCCCGAAGAAACGUGUGAGUCCGUGUCCGUGUGAAAGUGUGAAAUGUCGUGAGAUUUUGGCAGAGAUGCGCGACUCAAUGUGCUCUAAUAAGCUGCUGCUCUAUUUUCUCAUCGGCGCCUUCACCAUUUCCAUAUUCCGUGGCACAAAGAUGGCAAUCGAGGGCCUGCCCUUACACAGACAGGAGCCCGAUGGCGAUCAGGACAUCCUCGCCGGUGCUGACUUUCUCUCCGUGUUCAUGGAAUCAUCACUUCGAAGAGCCUAUGCAGAAACGACGUCAACAGUUUCUCCUACCACAAUCAUCGUAGAACUAGAAGAAGUCGACUACACAACCAAACGUGAAAAAAGAAACUCUAACGCUAUAGAUUUAAGACGUGACAACUCACCCACUUCGUAUUCCAGUAGUCUUUAUACGAAUACCUUGCCCUUCUCUCAAAGUACAGAACAAGUUAGUGAUAGUGACUCUAGUACCAACAAAGACGGUGUUGUAGUAGCAGUCAGUGUAUCUUCAUCUGUAGCGAAGGCAGUCAAUAGUUUAUACAGAAGAUCUACGCUUUUACCAAUUCACAAAUAUUUUUCGUCAGAUCGCUAUUCCAAUUUGGCUAUUGAUAACAGAAGAAGCAGAAAUAAUGUUUAUACAAUUCCAACUACAACACCACCCGAGCCAGACACUUACGCACCACAACAGCUUUAUAGUCAAGUAUAUACAACGUCCACUACAGCAAAACCCUUUCAAAAUUAUUUCGAUAUAGAACAAAAACCAGGUAUAAUUGCAAAAGCAAGUAAAAGUGAUCUUAGUGUAGAAGAAAGCCAACCAAUUACUAAAGACAGUGAAAUAGCUUCUGAUUUUAGUGGAAGUUAUCCAGCACGUGUAAGAAUUGCACCUCCGUUUGAUCAAUCUGCAUUUCUAAAUCAAAACAUACAGCAAACUGACAAUCAGUCUUACAAUCCAACUUUUAUAUACCACGAUAAUCCACAAGAUUCGGAUACUGCUAGAUCCAUCUCAUAUAGUUCUAUAGUUCAAAGUUUACCCCAACUAACCAUGGAAGCUGAAAAAACAGAACCACAUGAAAGACGCGAACGAAAUUACAACGACGCUAAAAGUCCUUAUAUUAACAAUUUGAAUAUUGGCGUCGAUAAACGCAAACAAAAUGAUAGUAAAAUAUUGAACUGGCAAGAUUCAGAAUCAGAUCAAAGAAACACCGAAAAGCCAUGGUCGGACCAACAGAAAUACACACCUACUACACCCUUACCUGUGGAGCUACCAAAAGUUUAUGGCCAACCAGAGCAAAACUACGAAGUUGAUGAAGCACUAAGUGUUGUAACUAAUGGUAGAGCACACGGUGUGCAAACUACCAAAUCAGAUAAGAAACCUGACGACAAUCAGAAGUUUGGUUACGUUGUGGAGGGAAAGAAUUACAGAAAAUAUAGAGUAGAGGAAAGGACCGCGGAUGGUUUUAUUGUAGGAGAAUACGGCGUUGUUAGUCAUGACGAUGGUUCCCUGAGAGGCGUGAGAUAUACCGCUGAUGGUACCAUCAACCCCAGAUUGAUUUCUGAGGCGCUGAUGAAAUUUCUCUCUCUGUGAUUUUUUGCCCCACUGGUGGCCUAAGAUACCGGCUGUACUGAAUCUAAUCUAGUUCCUUUUUUGGGUAUCAGGAAAUACAUUCGCGAAAAUAAUUGAACUAUCGGUUAAUUCUCUAUCUCGAUUAAAAGUGCAAUAGUGUUGUGUUCGUUUAUAAUAAAUGAAGAUAUAAUUAAACAUUAAUUAAAGUUAGUUUAAAUAAGAAAAAGGGAUAUAUUGAGUAUACACAAAUAACUAAUUUGAUAUAAAACAAGCAAUUGGACAUCGUAAAUCCUAGGUUUUCACCCAAUGUGACUGGAAGUAGAACUGGAAGUCGAGAUUUGACGUCUUCGGGUAACUUUGCUUCGAUUGAUAUAAGACUUCACUAACUUUGAGUCAUUUUCGCCACACUUCCGGUCAUAAUUUUUAACCGGAUAUGACCUCAAAAUUUGAAAUAAAUAUUCAAGCUAUUCUGCGACUAUAAUGUGGCACUUUCGGUUACAGCUUUUUAACUGGAAAAGAUAUAAAAACCGGAAGUAUAUAUUUAUUUUCGUCUUGCUAAAGCGCAUCGAAUAAUAUAUAGUUUAUACUAUUUCGGUGACAACAGUACUUCCGGUUGCAACUCUAAAACCGGAUGUCCGGGGUCAAAUUUCUCACCUUUAAUACCAUUCUUGUGUUAUAAACAUUCAUUCGAUAAAAUAAAAAUGUGUACCAUUUUUAUUCGGUUGCGAUGCGAAGGCAAACCAAUCUUACUUUUCAAUUAGAAUACGGAGUGCAGUCCAGUUCCUUUAACCGCGAUUUCCUGCUCUUAUUGGAGCUUCAUCAGAAGAAACGUAGGCACUGUUCUCCAUACUCCAACUAAAUUGCAUCGAGAGGUUUUCCCACACAUCGCAACCAAAUGGAUGAUAAUAGGUGGCUAGCGCCAUCUGGUGUCUCUCGUCUCUCGUCCUCUCGUCUUCACUGCAGCAUCCAUAUGACUUGCAAAUUAUAGAAGUCUUGGAGGUGUUACCAUGAAAAUGUACCAAUAAGUUUUCAAUUUAAAAAUCUUUUAGUGAUUUUUAAUAUUUUUCAAUAUUAUUAAUUUACUAUUAGGAUUGAAAACUUGCUUUGUCUUUCAAUUGGUAGAUGGCGCUAGCCACCUAUUAUCAUCCAUUUGGUUGCGAUGUGUGGGAAAACCUCUCGAUGCAAUUUAGUUGGAGUAUGGAGAACAGUGCCUACGUUUCUUCUGAUGAAGCUCCAAUAAGAGCAGAAAAUCGCGGUUAAAGGAACUGGACUGCACUCCGUAUUCUAAUUGAAAAGUAAGAUUGGUUUGCUUUCGCAUCGCAACCGAAUAAAAAUGGUACACAUUUUUAUUUUAUUUUCGUAUUACUCCGUAGAGUAACCAGGUGCAUCUUUCAGUUGGAACUUUGCCGGCUGCAGACGGGGGAUGUGAAUUGCAAAGUGUAGAAUUCCUUCCCUCUCGUCUUCACUGCAGCAUCCAUAUGACUUGCAAAUUAUAGAAGUCUUGGAGGUGUUACCAUGAAAAUGUACCAAUAAGUUUUCAAUUUAAAAAUCUUUUAGUGAUUUUUAAUAUUUUUCAAUAUUAUUAAUUUACUAUUAGGAUUGAAAACUUGCUUCGUCAUUCAUUCGAUACCUUAUUUUCAUUCUGCCUGGUCUAAUGAUGGAGGAGUUUUGUUUACAAAGGUCUCAAAAUAGACAGACAUUGAUAAUUCCAGGUUUUAAAUUUUUUUUAAAAUGGGUGAAAACAACAAUAUUUAUCUUAUCAUCUUUUUUCUACAAACAAAGAUCCUACUAAAAAUAUUAUAGGUAUCUUAUUUAAAUACCAGAAUAAUAAUUUAAAUACCAGAAUAAUAAUUAUGUACCUACCUAUUUAUAAUAUGUAAAAUACUUUCAAUAUAAAUAUUGUAUUCGAGAAAAAACAAAGAUUAAUAUUCUGGGGGCAUUUGUUUUUUAAUGUCUGCAACAUAUUUUUCAAAUAUGCGCUAGAAGACGUAAAAAAGAUAUUUUAAUAUUUUAUUAGAGAUUUGUACAAGGGAUCUUACACCAAAAUAUUAAAAUUAUUUUAUGUGUCCAUUGGAUACUCAAAGAUAAUACUGGAAAUAACUGAUUUGACAAGAACUUAUUUUGUUAAUUUUGACUACACAGAUAUAUGUCGCAUAAUAAAAGUAGGUAUCUAAUAUAAUCCAUACUUAUAGAAAAAUAGUAAUUUUAUUAGUCAGUCGAAAGAUUUAGAUAUACUGGCUGAACACGUACAUAUUAUAUUAGUAAAGUUUAAAAUAUUUUACGAUAAAAAAUACCCAAAAGUAUAUUCCACUCUUUUAUGUACAUAUACCUACAAAAGGUAACAAAUUCAUUGUCCGAAACAAACUCAAUAUUUUUUUAUUUAGCUUAAAUGCCUCGACAGUUCGAUAUUUUUAAAUAAUAAGAAUAUCUAAAAGAAUUACACUUUUCAAAACGUUUUCGGUCCUAUGGGAUCAUCAUCAAUAAAAACUAGAUACUUGCACAAAAUAUUUUCGCAAAAUGCCAUAAAAUUGUUUAAAGUAAUAAUAAUAAAAAUAAUAAUAAAAAAUAAAGUAAUAAAAAUAUAAUAAUUAAAGGUUAAACAAUUAAAAUCAAUACUGCCAAGAAAAGACAGAGUCUUUUUUAAAUGUCAUAUGUUUGAUUACUUUUUCUACGCCUAUCUCGUGCCCCAUAUACUUGUACCUAGUUAUUUGAGUGAUGUUAAUGAUAUUUAUUUGUAGAGGAGCUUUAGUCACUAGAUUUGUCAUGAAGUGGGUUUUUGAAACCAUUAUUUUCAAACCAACUUCUUUAGAUGAGUUUUAUGUAUGGAAACACUCAAUUAUCUCAAAAACGGCUUGGACGACUUUUUUAUAGAUUUUGGUAGGUAGGUAGGGGUUUUCUAAUGCGGCCGAUAUUAAAGUGCUAAUUGCAUUGUUGUCAUAUUUUCCGUUUUUCUGGAAAUAUAAUGAACUUUCUUAUUUCAAAUAUAACACCAUAUAUAUUUUUUGCGUUUUGUAGUCCUUAAGAAAUACUGAUUAUUUUUCAUGUUAUAUUCUCUAUACCUAAAUGCCAUAAUUUCGAAGUUAUUGCUACAUUUAUUUUGAAGAAAAAUUUUAAACAAAUUAUAAAAAUAAAUUUUUUUUGCCCGGGUAAACACUAUUUUAGGUUGUUUGGAUCAUUGGAAACAAAAAAGAUCUUCUGUAAUUUUUCUCUAAAAUUAGUGAUUUCCGAUUUAUAAACAAUUUAAAACAAAAAAAAAUCGAAUAAUGACGAUUUUUAAGGUUCAAGAACACAAGUAAAAAAUAUAAUUUUUCAAAUUACAAAGUACCUAAAUUCAAACUCAACUCUUCUUCUAAUAGCUGGCCAUAAUAUCUUUUGCCUCAUUUUAUUCUAUAAUAUUGCUUUUUAAUUUUUAAUAAAGUGCAUAUGGGAGGAGGGACGAUCGGGCUGCAUUAAAAGCUAAAAAACAAUGUUUUAAAAUGAAACAAUCUGAAAUUACUUAUCAGUAACUGAUAAAAUACGACUUGAGCUUGAAUUUGGAUACUUCGCCGUUUCAAAAAUAACAUUUUUAAUACACUUGCCGUCAUAUAUUCAACAUGUAAACAAGUCCAUUCCACAUCUCAGAUGUUACCUGGGGCAGAUUAGCUUAAUAUUUUAAACAUCCAUACUUUAUGUAGCUUUUUAAACCAAUGUUUCCUAGACGGACUUCUUUUACUGAACUUUGAACCUAAUAUUUUUGUUAAAUACUAUCUUAGUGGUUAGCAUGUACAUUGCACGUAAGCACUGAUGAUGACUGGUAAACCAGUCGAAAACUAGUUAUGUGAUUUUGAUGUGGCCCUUUUGAGGGUUUUUAAAUAUACCUUUUAUACAGGAUUUUACUGUUUUUUUUUGUAUUACAUGAUAUACAGCCAACCACAGGAAAACUUUUUCCUUGUGCAUUGUUAAUUUGUGUUCUUGAACCUUUAAAAGCGUCAUUAUUCGAUUUUUUCAGUUUUAAAUUGUUUAUAACUCGGGAACGAUUUAUUUUAUAGAAAAAUUACGAACGAAAGAUCUUUUCUGUUCCCAAUGAUCCAAAUAACCUAAAGUAGUGUUUACCCGGGCCAAAAAAAUUGAUUUUUUAUAAUUUGUUUAAAUUUUUUUUAAAUACAUGUAGCAAUAACUCCGAAAUUAUGGCAUUUAGGUAUAGGGAAUAUAACAUAAAAAAUAAUCAGUAUUUCUUAAGGAAUUCAAAACGCAAAAUACAUACAGUGUGUUCCAUUUGAAAUAAGAAAGUUCAUUAGAUUUACAGAAAAACGGAAAAUAUGACAACAAUGUAAUGAUCACUAUAAUAUCGGCCGCUUUAGCAAACCCCUACCUACCAAAAUCUAUAAAAAUCGUGAAAGCCAUUUUCGAGAUAAUUGAGUGUUUCCAUGCAUAAAACUCAUUCUGUAUACUGGGCCUCCUGGAUAUUAUCUGAAACCAAUACAACAUAAUAUGUGAUUUAACAUUUUCCAUCGAUGUUAAUCCCAGCUAAUCUCCAUUCUAUGUUAUUAAAAAUAUCUUACAGGAGGAUAACACGUUGUUUGAUUAUUCAAGUUGAUUGUUGCUAAGUAGAUAUCUAUUCUGUUGUACAUUUACCUAGAAGAGUUUUUGUCGACUCUGCCGACUGUUGCCAGUUACAUUUAAUGACUUUUUGACAAUAAUAAAUUAACCAGAUCUCUAAACGUUGCUCCUUUUUGCGAAUACCAUAUUUACAGUAUUUAAUUUAUUUACCUAUUUAACUUGUGACAAUUAUUUUUGAUAAUUUUCCUGGUGUGCUCUAAUCUAAUGUACAAGUUUUCUGUUAAUGAAACUCUAAACAAUUCUUGCCUUGUUUUCAGAAAACUUAUGGGCCAAGCUCUGUUUAAUUUAAGUUUGUAUAUUGUAAAUUAGACUAGAGAAUGGUUUCCUUAAACUCUUAAACAGUGCCUUCGAAUUCAUGGUGCUAUUGAAAAUAAUUACGUUUCAGAAUUUUCUGUAAAAGAUCUAGUAACAUGGUCGAUAAAACUAAUUACCACAUUCCUAUAUUAAAUUGAAACGAAAAAUCUUGGCGAAUAGUUGGCAAUAAUUGAUAUUUGUAACCUAUACACUAAUUUAAAGCUAUUUAAUAUAAUAACGUUUUACAGAAUAUUGUUUAAAUUUUUUUUUAAACACCGAUUCUUAAUAACGUAAAACAUAUUACAAAUGUAGCAAUAAAUAAUAUACUAGUAAUUACAUUGUAAAUUACCAAUUGCUGUGAAAUCAAGAUAAUUUCAGAUAAUUAAGUAAAGUUAAGGAACAUAGUUUAUGUUAUAUGCUAGUUUACUUGUACAUAAUUUAAAAAGUUUUAAAUAGGUUAUAAAGAGUCUGUUAAUUGCCACUUUAUAUAUAAAUUAAUUCGUUAGUUGUGAUAUAAAUAUGAACAUAUAAAAAUAAACUCUGAUGUUAUAUUAAUAUUUUUCUGGAUUUUGCUCAACCUAAUAGUAGUACGUAAAAAUAAAUUAAUAAAAUAUGCUACUGAAAUAAAACAAUUUAAUCAUUAUAGGGACAUCAAAUUUUCCAGUAUAGGAAAAUUAUACUUUGGGUACUAGACUUUCUUUAUUUUAUUGUGUCGUAUUUAUACGAUGUUUAAGCAAUAGUAGGCUAUUGAUUAUGUUCAAAAUAAGAGAGCUGAAAGAAACUACAACGUUAACGGAAUUUUAUUGUCACAUAUAAGCAAUGGCCCUCUAAAUUUGAAAAAACUGCGGAGUGCUACCAUUUAAAUGGGUGCGUUUUUGAGAAAGGGGUGAAUUAGUCCCUAGGCACAAGGCGAAUUAGGGUGAGUUCUAUGCACUUUUGGUACAAACACGUCUACAGGAAAAUUGAUCUAGGUUAAAUUUACUAUCAAAACAUCACACUUUAAAGUCAAAAAAAUUUUUUUUUACAAAAAUAGAUUCAAAAGAGAAGCAAGAAAAAUACACUAAAGAGAGCAAUUCUGUUUUUUGCCCCAUAACUUUUUUCCACAGGGAUAUAGGUAUAGGCAUUGCUUCAGCGAAAAAUAACUUUUAUCCUUCCUCUUUAAAAUGCAGAUUGAUAAAAGUCUCUGGGAUUUAUAGUUUCCAAAAGAGGAUUUUUCAAAGUUCGCCGCUCACAGCAUUUUUGGGCAAUUUUCCCCAUUCUUUCGCAAACAUUGUUCUGUAACUUUUUUCUAUGCAUCUCUAGGUAUAUGCAAUGGUACAUUUAGUAGAAAGAGAAGUAAAUUACGUUUAAAAUGGUCUAUUGUAUACGGUUAUACGGCUCUUUUUCAGCAAGUUAUGCUUUUUCAAGAUUUUUUCAAUUUCUCAUUAUGACUUUUUUUCUUGUACAUUUAGGUAUAUACGUUGCGGAAUAAAAAAAGCUUAUUUUCUUUACUUUAAAAUGGUGUAUGGCAAAAAAUUCUAGGACCAUUUUUAAAGAAAUUUGAGAAAAAUUUAAAUUUAUUUUUAUUUUUUUCAAUUUGAAGAAUAUAAUUGCAUAUUAUAACAUAAUUUUUAAUUCCAAAUAUCCUUUCUUCAUAACACUUUUCGAUAUUGUGAAAUAUAAAGGUACUUUGCUCUUGAGCAAAAUUCAUAUUUUUUAAUAUACCUCGUAGACUAUUGAUAAAAUUUUAUAUCUGAUGAUUGCAUCUUAGGUUUUAGACUAUGCAGAGCAUUUUAUAAAGAAUCAUUUUUUUUUUCAUAAAGUUAAUACAUAAUAAAAAAUUUUCCAUAUAUUUCCAACUAAGUAGGACCUAUUGCAUGUGCCUAUGUCACAUUUUGGAAAAGCAUAAUAUAUUGUUUAAAAAUAGUCCUAGAAUUUUUUACAAUACACCAUUUUAAAGUAAAGAAAAUAGGCUUUCUUUUUUAUUGUACAAUGUAUAUACCUAAAUACACAAUAAAAAAAGGUAUGAUGAGAAAUUUAAAAAUAAUCGUAAAAUAUAUCAAAAAUCAUUAAAAGUGCAAAAUUUUGAACAACCGCAUCUUGCUUUAAAAUAGUCAAAUAGCCUAAUACAAUACACCAUUUUAAAGGUAAUUGACUUUUCUACCUAUUAAAUUUGACAGUGCCUAUACCAAAUGCUACGUAGAAAAAAGUUACAGAACAAUGUUUGAGAAGUAACAAGGAAAAUGGGCCAAAAUCGUUGUGAGUGGCGAAAUUUGAAAAAUCAUAUUAUGGAAACUAUAAAUCCUAGAGACUUCUACCAAAGGCCAUUUUAAAGAGAAAGGAUGGAAGUUUUUUUCUGUGAAGCAAUGCCUAUACCUAUAUCCCCGUGGAAAAAAGUUAUGGGGCACAAAACAAAAUUGCUAUCUUUCGUGUUUUUUUCUUGCUUUUCUUUUGAAUCUAUUUUUGUAAAAAAAAUUAUUUUUGACUUUAAAAUGUGAUGUUUUGAUAGUAAAUUUAACCUGAAACAAUUUUCCUGUAGACGUGUUUGUACCAAAAGUGCAUAGAACUCACCAUAAUUCGCCCUGUGCCUAGGAAUUAAUUCACCCCUUUCUCAAAAACGCACCCCUUUAAAUGGUAGCACUCCGCGGGUUUUUCAUAUUUAAAGGUCCAUUGUCUGUAUGAAAAAAUAAAACCCCGUUAACGUUGUAGUUCCUUUCUAAAAUACAUAAUCUAUAGCCUAUAGUGGGUUAUUUCAUUUUAAUUUGGGAGUCAAAAAUCAGUAUCAUAGGAUACUGGUAAGAAAGAUUUUGCAUAUUUGUUCAAUAAUUGUAAGCUAAUUAUUGUAAGCGAGAACUUAAGCUAGAGCUUUUACAAAAAAUUGUUGAUCUGAAAUGUUGUUGAAACGUACUCAACUUUGAGAUAUUUGCUCACAUAAACGAUUAUAUGUAAUAUUCCAAAAUUCGAAUAUUUUUGUAUCUAAUUUUAUUUAUAGUAAGCAAUAUAAUCUAGAUAAGUAA
This is a messenger RNA of Diabrotica virgifera virgifera (western corn rootworm), 9546 nucleotides long. RefSeq lists its product as uncharacterized. NCBI's taxonomy places the organism in Eukaryota, Metazoa, Arthropoda, Insecta, Coleoptera, Chrysomelidae. The record is from RefSeq and is a predicted model, not a curated record. The transcript has 2 exons. The coding region runs from base 161 to 1678 and encodes 505 amino acids.